UUCUUUCCCCGAGUCUCUAUGGUAGCGUCAGCGUCGGAGGCGGCAGUGACGGUGGCGUUUCCUUGAGGAAGAGUGAGGGUUCCAACUUUUCUGCUUAUCUGGGAGGUGUUGGGCGCGGACAGUCGAGAUGUCAGAGAAAAAGCAGCCGGUAGACUUAGGUCUGUUAGAGGAAGACGACGAGUUUGAAGAGUUCCCUGCCGAAGCUGUGAGAAAAAGCCCUGAGCUGUCUCCCUAAAUGGCUGUGUCUCCUGCAGUGGCUUGGUACCAUCAAGUCAGAUGAAGGACACACUGGGUGAGGUGCCCAUCUACUGCCUGGAGAACAUGCCCAGGAGGCUGGAACCUGUUCCCUUUCAGAGAUGAAAUCCUGUCUUCUCAUCAACUCACAAGACAAAGAGGACUUUUCUGACAUCUAGCUGAAGGAGAAGGAUUGUUUCAAGUCUUGUGCAGCGGAAUUUCCCAUAGUUUGUUCUGUUGAUCCUUAGUUUUUCAAGAUGCCCAUAGGAAAAAAUAUUUUUGUGGUCAAGUCAGUUAUGGAAACCUCUGCCUUUGAGCUAUUUAUAGAUUCUUAAGGCAUAUUAGCAUGAACAUGUUCUGAGACUUCCUGUGUUGAAAAGAAACUCUGUUUAACUUUGUUUAGCUUAGUGAUUUCCAAAUUUGUUUGACCACAGAACCCUUUUUUGGGAAACAUUACUAAUAUUUCAUGGAACUAGUGGGCUACAGAAAACACAUGGGAUAUACUGAUGGACGGUGUUAGGAUGAUGGAUCAGAUGGAGAGUGGGAAGAACAAUGGAUUUAAAGUCACAGACCUAUGUUCAAGUCUAAUCGGCUAUUUACCAAAAAUGCAACAUUUUUUUAGGGAGAUCUCUAAACCUCUCUCACUCUUGGUUUCCUCAUCUAAAAAUGGGAAAUAAUAAUAUUUAUUACACAGGGUGUUUGUGGGGACGAAAGGACACAAUGUGGAAGAACAUGGGAGCAGGGCUUGGUUCAACUUCAAUUAAAUCAGACUCUUCUUGACAAGUAAACACUGGGACCAGAUGACAAUGGGAUACUGGCACAGAAGUGAUCUGCAGAAGUCUUGUUGCUGUCUACAUACACAUAUGUGUUCCAUGACUUCAUAUAUUGUUGGAAGUAGCAGCUUAUUGAUGGCUUGGGGUAUAGUUGAAAAGGAUAGGGGCCCUUCUAUAGCACCAAGUUGGCUGUCUUCAGUGUUGGUCAAGAUUAGCUGUCUUAAAGUCCAAAGGAUGGGACCGGCUAGAUAUUUUGUUGUACCUCAGAAAAAUUAUCUUAAUUUCCUAGAUAUUUUGUUGUACCUGAGAAAAAUUACCUUAAUUUUCUACCCUCUCCAAAUUUUUUCACCACAGAAUCUUUUUUUGGGGGAAAAAUUAUCAAUAUUUUAUGGAACUAGUGGGCUAUAGAAAACACACAGGAUGUACUGAUAAAACACAGUAGUAAAACACAUUGGUUUAUGAAUGAUCUCUGUAUUAAACCAUCUGUACAUAUUGGUUUAAUAAAAGUUCAUUGCUAGAUCUA
Gorilla gorilla gorilla (western lowland gorilla) is the source of this 1530-nucleotide messenger RNA. It is a transcript of the gene SEM1, whose product is annotated as SEM1 26S proteasome subunit. Gene Ontology annotation, cellular component: proteasome complex; proteasome regulatory particle, lid subcomplex. The transcript is spliced from 2 exons. Gene Ontology annotation, biological process: double-strand break repair via homologous recombination; proteasome assembly; mRNA export from nucleus. The coding region runs from base 128 to 235 and encodes 35 amino acids. NCBI's taxonomy places the organism in Eukaryota, Metazoa, Chordata, Mammalia, Primates, Hominidae. The record is from RefSeq and is a predicted model, not a curated record.